CUAUUUUUGGGCUGUCCGCCUGGGCUUGGCUGUGAUCGCAGCUUGCCAAGUCUCGUAUUGGCGACGAUCUCAUCUUAGAUAACCCUUUUUAUACAACAAUUUUGAUGCGCAGCGAGCAAAUUGCGACCGAGGAUGAAGUCUCCAUGGAAAGGCAGUCUUGAAUACGAGGCCCAAUAAAGCUCGUAUAACCCAUGCGCACGCGACAGACUAGUCGAAGGUUUCGGCAUAUAUAGCGCUGGUCAAGCACUUUCUGUUCAAAACUUCAAGUCAAGAGUUGCACAGAACGCAUCAAACCGACAUUAUGCGCUACUCUACAGUUCUCCAAUUAUCAGCCGCUCUCCUCUCUUUUACUAUCCCAUCUACCCUUGGAGCAGACUCCCGCUACUGCAUGAACAAAAAUGUCAUCAAAGCCAAAGACUUCACCCUCCAAGAAUCCGCCGACAGCCCACACCUCGCAGCACUAGCCAAGCACUUUGAAAGCACCGGCAAGAACGUGAGCGUUACCGCCGUUCUGAAUUCUGCAAACCGAGACCUCAACAAAGGUCAUCCAUCAGUCGGAACCGGAUCUCCCUCUGAAGCAUGGGCAUGGAACUCGGGCGACUACAAGACUACCAAGUGGACGCCACAGGGUAUCACCAGCUCUGCUGAUGCACUCGGUACCGGAAAAUGGAACGACCAUGAAGCGUGGAUUGUGAGCUGGUAUCAACAAGGUGACAGUGUACGGGUGAGUUUUGUCGAUCGAAAGACACACAAGUACCGCCAUGUCCUACUUGUAUAUCCUUCUGCGGACGAUGAUUUCAAGUCCAUCGCCAUCCAUGCUGGCGGUAUUAUGUGGUACGGCAACCUGCUGUAUGUUGUCGAUACGAACAAUGGUAUCCGGGCAUUUGACUUGGAUAAUAUCUGGGAAGUUGAAACUGCUGAUGGGGUUGGAAAGAUGAAGGAUGGGAAGGGAUACUCGGCGGAUGGAUAUCAAUACGUCCUUCCUCAAGUUCGCUGGUACAAAUGGACCCCUGGAUCAAAAUCACCCUUCCGCUUCUCCUGGAUCUCCCUUGACCGCAGCGACAGCCCCGACACUCUUCUCGUUGGUGAAUUCGUGCGCGAUGGCGAAGUCGACACCAACAAGGACCCCGUCCCAAUUCGGCUCGUCAAGUACCAGCUAGACUCCACGACUCGCAGGCUUCGCACGAAUAGCAAUGGGUUGGCAACUGCCAGCUGGGCUCAUUGCGUUGAUAUUCUGAAAAUGCAAGGUGGUGUCUCUUACAAUGGGAAAUUCUAUCUCUCGCGAAGCAAUGGUCGCGAUCCAAAGGCUGGUGAUCUGUUCACUUGGGAAGAAGGCAAGACUGCUCAGAAGUUCUCGGGUUGGUUUAUGGCUGGUAAUGAGGAUUUGAGUUAUAAUCCUGUGCGCAAGGAGUAUUACACUGUAACCGAGUAUGAUGAGGGGAGGUUUAUUCUUUCGUACAAGGUUUGAUUUUGGCCCGAUGAUGUCAUUAAUUGAGAUCGUGUCAACUGGUCAAGGGGGUCUUGAAUACACAUAGACUGAAUCGAUUUUUAUUUAUUCUUGGCUGGCAGCAGUGAUAUCUGUAUAGGUCCAGUAUAUCAACAAUAAGGUCUUAACUGCAA
Molecule: messenger RNA, 1620 nt
Organism: Penicillium brasilianum
Lineage: Eukaryota; Fungi; Ascomycota; Eurotiomycetes; Eurotiales; Aspergillaceae
Source: the annotation of a GenBank genome assembly